Messenger RNA from Amorphotheca resinae ATCC 22711, 1228 nucleotides. RefSeq lists its product as hypothetical. The transcript has 2 exons. The coding region runs from base 251 to 1228 and encodes 325 amino acids. NCBI's taxonomy places the organism in Eukaryota, Fungi, Ascomycota, Leotiomycetes, Helotiales, Amorphothecaceae. The record is from RefSeq and is a predicted model, not a curated record. Gene Ontology annotation, molecular function: D-amino-acid oxidase activity; FAD binding.
CGGAAUCUGUGCCUCAACGGUACCUAUAUCUACCACCCCACCUUCGACAAAUAUACAACGUUGUACAUGAAGAUAUGGAACUUCUGGGAUGACCCACUUAAUGCAGAAUAUAUAUUCGGCCAGUUGCCAGAUACGAACUCGGAAUUCAUUCUCGUAACCAACUUUCCUCAAGGUUUCACUUUCAUGUCGGAGCACUGUUCAAAAUCACCACUCUAAAUCCUGUUUCAUCACUCGAGUGACUGAUUUUAACAUGGGGGAGCCGAUUGGAAUUAUUGGCGCUGGAAUAACAGGCCUGGCCACUGCCAUGGUCCUCUCUCCCAAGCACGAAGUCACCAUCGUCGCUCGAGAUAUGCCAGGCGACCUCGGAUUCAACUGGGCGAGUCCAUGGGCAGGUGCAGCAUUCCACCCGCAAGAUAAAGCCACCAAAAUAGCACAAGAAAUGCAAAUGGAUUCCUUCCACUACUACUGGGCUCUCGCACAUCGGGACCCGAAAAGUGGGGUGCAAGUCCUGCCUCUGACGGAAUAUUUCGAUGAUCGAUCGGAUGACUCGCAGACUUGGUAUAAGACUCUCAUGCCAGGUUAUCGAGUUAUCCCCAAGUCGGAGUUGCCCAGUGGAUGUACGCACGGGGUAAAAUACACCUCGCUGUCGAUGAAUCCUCAAAUUUUGUUACCAUGGCUCAAGGAGCAGUUGGUGGCCAAGGGUGUCAAGUUUGUGAGGGCUGAAGUCAAGUCCUUCGAUGAGGCUCGCGCAAUAACAAAGGCGAGGCUUAUUGUCAAUGCUUCUGGCGUUGGCGCGAAAACUUUGGCAGGCGAUGAUUGUGUGAUGCCUAUCCGUGGUCAGACGAUGUUCGUUAAAACUGAUUUCAAUGAGUUGAUCAUGAAAGACGGAUCUGAGUAUACAUAUGUUAUUCCAAGAGCGGGGUCUGGAGGUGUUAUCAUUGGUGGGGUUAAGUCAGACAGACUGGAUACCGAGGUGGACGAGGAAUUGAAGAGCGAUUUCUUGAUGAGAGUGAACCGUCUCACGAACGAUACAUUCAAGAAUGUUGAUUUAAAAUCUGUUGAGGAUAUCAUUGGCUUUCGGCCAGGGAGGAAGGGAGGAUUGAGAGUGGAACGGGAGGGAGAUGUGGUACAUGCUUAUGGUGCUUCAGGAGCUGGAUAUAUAUAUUCGUUUGGGGUAGCGGAGAGGGUAAGGAAGUUAAUUGAUGGACCUAUUAAGGCAAAAUUGUAG